GCCCCCAAAUGCCCUGGUACGGCCGAGAGUGGGGAGAGUCCGCUCUCCCUCUCGAAAUACUCUCACACGGCCGCGCGUAUACAGCCUCUGCCAGGGAAGUCCUACUCAUUGCCUUCUCGUGGCGGGGGUGUUGUUUACGAAAAUGAGAGGACGAAAAGCGAAUGUCCGGCGCUUUAACCGGAUUCCAAACCAAUGGUGCACAUGGGCUCCAGUAUCCUGCGGGAACAAAUGGCGUAUGAACCAAUUGUUGGUCACCGGCUUCCAUGGGACUGCAUCUCCUUACGAUGCUCCACUGCCUUGUGGAUCAGACCUUCAGGUCGAAGGCUCGGGGUGUGGCCCCCUAAGAAAACCACCUGCUUCGGUCUGGGCACCCGGGCAGUAUCACAGCCCCCACACAUAUCGAAUGAGAUUUGUGUGGCGCAUAUGUAUUUGAUGCCUCUUUGUACCAUUAUGUAUGUGUUGAAAUAAUAAAUAAUAAUAAUAAUAAUCACACUUCACGGUCAACAGCAUAACAUCAGACCGCUAGCUUGCUGCUCUUAGUCUUACUGUCCCUCAAAUGAUUUUCUGGAGUAUCAGGACCUAAAGAAAAAAGUAUUCCAGUCAAUAUAGAUCAACUGGAAUAUUACUAUAUGCAAACCUGAUAACUACGUUAAGGAAGCAGAUACGAUUGGAAAACAAUAACGAGGUGGGGGUACAUGGACAUAGUUUACAACGCUCUUUUAACCAGGAAGAAAGACGAAUGCCUUCUGAUACGAAGUUUAGUUCAAGAAGAUUGAUUUUAUGAUCAAGUGGUUGCCGUAGACUUCAUAAGCGGAAUGAUCACAAAUUAGUAUCACUUUUGGUGAUAACAAGAGUGGAGUGGUAAACUAAGUAGUCGUCAUUCAAUUUAUUCUUGUGGACAAAAACGCUUAUAACGUAAACCACUACUUAUAAUGGUUAUGAAGCAACGUUUAAAACUUGAUCCGAAAGUAAGUUUGUGAUUCAUCUAUUACAACGAAUAAUAUAAGCUGUUUUUAGCUAAAAUAAAGGGAAAUCGUAAGAAAAUUUUUAGUAUGGUGGAGAAAUUAGCGGAACACUCCGUUUUAUUCAAACAACAUGCCAAAGAAUUUUCCAAUAGAGCAAAAAAUCUUAUCUCUGCUAUGAAAUCUACAGAUGAUCAUACAGUUUAUCUAAAUUCCAUAGUGGAAACAGAACUCAUUAUUUUCUCGUUGAAUGUCAUGUUAAAAUCAUCAGGAGCUCGUCAUAUUUUAGUUGAAAAGGAAUUGUUUGCCUUAUUGAGUGAAUUAGAUCAAUCACUUAACAGUAUUUCACCUCCAUUUAAUGAUGCAACUUUGAGAGAACUGUCAAUACAGCACCAAAAUCGAGACCAGCAUAAUUCGAUUGAACAAGAUCCGGGUCCAGUGAGAAUUUCAAAUGACAAUAAUGAUAUUAAAUCAAGUGUAACUAAUCCUAAUGAAGAAAAUUGUCAAAUACUAUCUUGUGUUAAUAAUAAUAAUAAUGUUAUUAAAGCUGAUUGCAGCUCCUCUACUGAGCAGCCAAAACGCAAAUCUUUAAAACGUGUGAGAAAGCUUAGUAGUAAUGAUGAGGAGUGUUUGACUUGUAAAUAAAUCAGUUUUUACAUGAU
Molecule: messenger RNA, 1624 nt
Organism: Schistosoma curassoni
Lineage: Eukaryota; Metazoa; Platyhelminthes; Trematoda; Strigeidida; Schistosomatidae
Source: the annotation of a GenBank genome assembly